AUGUCUAACAGCACAAUCACUGUCUUAUCUCUCCAUCAUGUCCGUUCCUCAUCUCUUGUCAUUCCUCCCCAUGGGGACCUGGGUGAGGGCUUGUUGAAGGAGGUGACUGAAUGGAUCAGGAGUCUUGUGCAUGGUGUUUCUGAAGAUGUCCGCCUGAGUGUGUACCAGGUGCAUGAUGGGAAGACGUGUGUCGUCUGCUUGGACACCUUCCACUUCCACUAUGACUCCGCCUACCACAUGGCCGUGUUUCUCAUAGAUAGUGUCUACAACAUUCAUGCCCUGGAUGACCUGGAACUUAUCAAGUCAGAGCAGUUUGAUUUAGCCAAUGAAAUUGUGUCUACUUUGGAUGAGAGACUUGUGAGUGCCCUGAAAAGCAUAUACCUUCCGAUUGGUUGGAAUAUACUUGGUGAUGAUACAGAUGAUUUGUGUCAGGAUCGCGAGACACUUCUUCAUUUCGCGGCUCGCCUUGGCCUAAGGGAGGUAAGCCUGUUUCUCCUGGAGCAACCAGGGGGAGAGACUGCCACUCAAAUCAAGAAUCGCCACGGUGAAACUCCUGCUGAGAUCGCCACGGAACACGGAUAUCAGGAAGUUGCCGAACUUAUCUCAGG
Messenger RNA from Haliotis rufescens (red abalone), 608 nucleotides. Its product is annotated as A-kinase anchor protein 13-like. The record is from RefSeq and is a predicted model, not a curated record. Gene Ontology annotation, biological process: regulation of Rho protein signal transduction. The annotation marks the transcript as partial. The transcript is spliced from 4 exons. Lineage: Eukaryota; Metazoa; Mollusca; Gastropoda; Lepetellida; Haliotidae.